AUGUCUAGCCGACACUCCCGUAAUCUUAGCGCAUCACUUUACGUUCGUGGACUUGCCGAACGUGUUCGUUAUGACGAUUUGAAAAAAAUCUUUGGCCGAUAUGGACGCAUCGUUGACAUAACCCUCCCGUUGGAUUAUUAUACACGAGAUGCUAAAGGUUUCGGUUUUGUUGAAUAUGAAGAAAGUCGUGAUGCUGAGGAAGCUCUUCAUGCUCUUGAUCGAUAUCGAUUGUAUGGUCGAGAACUUGAAGUUGAAUUCGCACGUGGAGAUCGUAAAACGCCAUCGGAAAUGAGAGCUCGAGAGAAAGAAUCACGUCAUGGUAGUCGAACAGGUGAAUUUGGCCGACGUGAUCGAUCACGAAGCCGUGAUCGUCGUCAACGAAGUCCUUCACCAGUGGGUAGAGAUCGACGACGAGGUGGUAGCCGAUCACGUUCACCAUACUCGCGUUCACCCAUACCACGACGAGGUGGCAGUCGUUCACAUUCUAAAUCAAUUUCACCAAACUAUGCUAAACGCAAUGGUGGCGGUAGUGGUGCUGCUGGUAAUAGCAGUGGCAUUCGUCGUGGAAGCCGAUCUCGAUCUCCUGCAGAUAGUUAA
This is a messenger RNA of Rotaria socialis, 597 nucleotides long. Lineage: Eukaryota; Metazoa; Rotifera; Eurotatoria; Philodinida; Philodinidae. The record is from the annotation of a GenBank genome assembly.